Acanthosepion pharaonis is the source of this 1758-nucleotide messenger RNA. The record is from the annotation of a GenBank genome assembly. Lineage: Eukaryota; Metazoa; Mollusca; Cephalopoda; Sepiida; Sepiidae.
AUGUUGUUUCAGGUUGAAGUAACUGAUGGUAAACCAGGGAAAUUGUUGGUAUAUUUAGAUCGUCUUGUACAGAAAAAUAAACGUUCCAGUUCGGAAAAACGAAUUCGAUGUUGCCUAUUAGAUGAAACCAAAGAUGCCUUCUAUUCCUGGCAGUGGCAAGGAGAAAAGGGAAAAUGGGAGAUGUUCAGUGUCCUUUCAUGCUUGGUCUUGGAGAAUGCCUAUCAACGUGGAAUGCCUUCUGUUGACAUUGUUAGUAGCAACCAUUCUCUUGCUAUUAAUCUGAAGAAUAUGUCACAAACAAAUGUUGCUACCAGUGAAACCAGAAAAAUACAAAGAAUUCAGAGUGACUGUAGAGCUCCAGCUGCUGGCUGUAAUGUCUUAACUGACUUGUGUGUUAGUAGCAGCAGUGGUGGAAGUACAACAAACAGUAAUGGUGUCACUGACUUAGUGCUGCCUGAAACUUUGGAACAGAAGAAGAAUUGCAAGCGGUCCGCAUCAUCUGGAACAAGGAAAAUAAAAAAAGAACCUCCAGAUUCAGCUGUCCCCCAAGAAGAUUGCAACACUCAAAAAAACAUUAAGACCAUUGUCAUGAAUGGCAAGGCUCCAGUGGACAGUGAAUGUCCUCUUCAGGGUAGAGUCCAUGUCUACUGUCAGGGUAAUGAUGUAUGGGACUGUAUGUUAAACCAGACCAACACGGCUGAUAAUAAUAACAAGUAUUAUCUUGUUCAGUUACUGCAGGAGAAUUCAAGUCAAUGCUAUUAUGUUUGGCAGCGCUGGGGUCGAGUUGGUUACAAAGGUCAAAACAAUUUGGUCUGCUGUUCCAAUGAUCUUAACAAAGCUGUGAGUGUGUUCACAAAAAAGUUUCAUGAUAAAACUAAAAAUGAAUGGAGUGAAAGACAGAAUUUCCAGAAAGUUCCUGGAAAAUAUGAUCUUAUUCACAUGGAUUAUAGCACCCAGAGUAAGGAUGAUGUCGAUUCUGUUGCCUUGAAGAAAGAACCAACAGAAGUUCCUGACUCUAAAUUGACUCAGAACGUGCAGAAAUUAAUUAAGCUCAUCUCUGACAUACAGUCAAUGAAGGAAACAGUUAUUGAGAUGAAAUAUGAUGCAAAGAAAGCUCCAUUAGGACGUUUGACUGUCGAGCAGAUAAAUGCUGGUUAUAUAGCCUUGAAAAAAAUUGUCAACUGUAUCCAAUCAAAUAAUUUUGGACCAAACUUGACUGCAGCCUGUGAUGAAUUCUAUACCAGAAUCCCACAUACUUUUGGGAUGAAGAAACCUCCUCUUAUUCGUGACAGUCAAACUGUCAAGCAGAAGAUUCAACUUCUUGAGGCCUUAGGUGAUAUUGAGAUUGCUAUCAACAUCCUGAAGCAAGGAGAUAUCACAGAAAACCCAAUUGAUCGAACGUACAAAUCACUAGAGUGUGAAAUAGAAUCUCUGUCCCAAAACAGUACCGAAUAUAAGCUAGUGGAAACCUAUCUUCUCAACACCCAUGCAGCCACUCACACUGGUUAUUCAAUGAAAUUAUUGGAAGUUUUCAGCUGUCACAAGUCCGCUGAAACAUCACAGUUCCUUGAUUAUGGCAACAGAAUGUUACUGUGGCAUGGCUCCCGACUGACCAAUUGGGUGGGUAUUUUGAGCAGAGGUCUAAGAAUUGCACCCCCUGAAGCACCAGUUACAGGAUACAUGGUUAGUUUUAUUUUUCUUUUAUUAUCUGACCAUAAUCACACAUUAGCUUUGCAAACAAUUCCAUUAAUAGACUAA